Molecule: messenger RNA, 1143 nt
Organism: Cryptosporidium ubiquitum
Lineage: Eukaryota; Apicomplexa; Conoidasida; Eucoccidiorida; Cryptosporidiidae
Exons: 1
Coding region: 1-1143 (380 amino acids)
Source: RefSeq, a predicted model, not a curated record
AUGUUUGAAUUGGAAAAAUUAUUAGCAAGUUAUGGUCAUCCGAUUCUAAGAGAGAGAAUAAAGUAUUUGGGGAAAUGUAAGUACGAUAUUUUAGAUAGCAAUAACCCCAAUAUUGUAUCAUUCAAUCUUUUUGGACAAGAAAAUGAAACUGUUUUUGACCAUGAUGAUUUUGUAUAUAAACUAUAUUUUUCUACUUUAAAAUACACUGAGGAAAAUAAAAAAAGUUUAACUUUAGAAAAUAAAGAAAAUUAUCCAAAGAAGGGAUUUUUGACAAAUAUUAAAAAAAAAUCCUUUAAGGAUUUUAAUUUAGUAAUAGAAGUUUAUAACGAACAUAUUCGACAGCUUUGGAAUGACGCAAAACAACUCAUUGAGCAUUAUAGGAAUAUUGCUAGUAAUGAUAUCGAAAUAUAUGAAUGUAAAAACAUCAAUGAUUGUUUGAUAAUUUACUUACCAAGUAGUUCAAUAAUGGAAGUAUUUUCCGAUUUAAAUAAUAGUAAUGCAUCAAAAAACGCAGCUUUUGAAAUGAUAACUUCCUCGAUAAAAAGCUGCCUUUAUUGUGGUAGCCUUCUAAAUACAAUAAGAUACAUGUCAUUCUAUUGUUCACUGGAAAGCAAAACAAUUGCAGAAGAGAUCAACAUUGAAAACUACUCUCUUAUAUAUAUUACUUUACUUUCAAAUAAGAAAAUAUAUGCGUUUUACCCUGAUUUGCAAAUUAAAGAUAAAUUCGCAAUACUAGCAAUUGAAUUUUUUGACAAAUUAAUAAGAAGAAAUAUAUUAACUAAUAACUUUGUUCAAGAGAUAUCAAUUGCAAUUAAUCAAAGUGAGAUUUCUAUUUUUAAAAAUCAGUUUGGUUUUGAUAAAAUAUCAAUAUCUUUUUCGAACACAUUGCCGAAGAGUGUUGAUGAAAUCUUUUCAAAUCAAAAAACUGACAUUAAUUCCAGUGAUAAAUCUUUUAUAAUUUUUUGUAUCCCAAUUUCUUGGCUAGAUUCCACCGACGAUUACAUUAAAUUAUAUUUCGCCGGUUUCAUAACAUUAAUUAAUAAUCUAUUACUAAAAAUGAUCCCACAAUGCAAAAGCACAAUUAGAUGUGGGCUAAGAAAACAUGUACUUGAAUUAACCAACCAAGAAUAUGAAGGAUGCUAA